Molecule: messenger RNA, 7709 nt
Organism: Macrosteles quadrilineatus (aster leafhopper)
Lineage: Eukaryota; Metazoa; Arthropoda; Insecta; Hemiptera; Cicadellidae
Product: zinc finger protein 135-like
Exons: 11
Coding region: 962-3220 (752 amino acids)
Biological process (GO): regulation of transcription by RNA polymerase II
Molecular function (GO): DNA-binding transcription factor activity; RNA polymerase II cis-regulatory region sequence-specific DNA binding
Source: RefSeq, a predicted model, not a curated record
AGGAAUCGUCCACUGUUGUCAUAUUUACUGUUUUCCACACAAGUGUAAUGAGGGAGUGUCUUUAUCUUAAUUAUUACAUUAUAUAAAGCAUUGAACCUUGUUUUGUGGUACCAGUGUUACAAGUGAUUUAAUUUAAAUGUGCGUAGUUCCAAUAAUCUCAUAUUUAUGUGUAAAUUUAGAUGCUCGGAGCGACCUUGCAGCGCCAUUACUUUAUAGGCUAGGUAGAAUUGGCUUCCAUGUCUAGUUCACAAAAGAAGGAAUGUAACUCAAAUUUUCAUGCCGCGAAAUUUGAAGAAACUGUGAUGGUUUAAAAUAUUAUAUACCUUAAUUAUUACUGUUUCUGGCGUAGGCCUAUGUCAAAAUUAGUUCUUGUUUGGACAAAAACUACUUAUAGGCCUGAGUUACCAGUAACUAAAUAAAUAAGCCUAUGCUUAAUUCCUUUGACAAAAGAAAUAGAAAUGGAGGUAGACAUAUCAAAAAUUAUUUAAGAUGUAAGGCCUAGGCUCUGGUUAAACAAUAAACUGGAUAACAUAGCGUUGCAGGCUCUAAUGUCACUUUUUCUAUGAAUAAACUUACAAGGGUAGAAUGGACUAAGGAUGAUAUGUGUAACUUUGUAACUUACUAAGUUAAACCACGGGCUGUUUCUUAGCCAGGCCAUUAGGCCUAACUGAACGCUGAAUGAUCUAGAACAGUUUAUUCACGCGAAGUUGUGUAAGGCCUAAAAUUAAAGUGUCAAAAAUAAUAUCAGACUGGUGCAAGACAAAGUACUAAGCUAUAACCUGUUUCCAAAUUAAAAUAAUCCACAUGAGCUUGAUUAGGGCUUGACUUAUGCCAAAUAGGCUCUAAAGCAGGAACAUAGGCCUAUCUACUGUAGGCUAGGUGAAGUCACCGACAUUUACAAACAAAGUCUAAGUUCAGUUUUUUUUGGUGCUCACCUCCUUUUCAUCCUAGGAGCGAAACAAUGGAGGUAACAAAUACAAUUGAACGGACAAGUCAAAUGAUAUCAGUUCCCAUGCAUACUGUGCUUGCUGGAAAGUUAACACCAGCUUCAGUGGGUAUACACACAGAAGAAGAUGAUGCUGACCUAAUGGGAACCCACUACAUACCAGUUAAUGUACAACCAUCUCUAUCAUCAAAUGGUGAACUUCUAACCCAUCAGGUUGUAGAUUUAGCUGGUACAGAAUUUGUUCAACAUACCGUCCCAACCCAUUACUAUGACACAGAAGAUAUUUUGACCCAAGAAUUGACUGAGGAUGACCGUCGACUUGCCGCUGCUCUAGUAGCAGUCCAGUUUGUUCAUCAUCAGCCGAAAACACAACAACAAACUGUACUUACAACUACAGAUUUAUUAGGCCCGAGGCCUAUUGUUACUCUUCCAAAUGUACCUGUUGAUAAACCAAUUAAUACAAUAGUGACUAACUAUAUACCAGAUGAAUCAGUUCAUCAACAAAUUAUCGAUCAACACAACCAAGAACGAAUGAUGAAGAUGUAUCAAAAUUCUUCUCAGGAGUUAAAACUACAACCUCUACCUCCACUGAAGAAGGUGUUGUCUAGCCAGUCAAUGAUGGUGGAUAACAAGUAUGGAUCUCGCCCAACAGAGGGUUCCCACAACACUGGCAUAUCAACUGUCAUUGAGAGUGUCCCUAUGGUUCAAGAGAAACCUUCCAAUGAGUCAGAACUAGGCUCUGUGAGGACACAAGACAUGAGUUCCUCUAGUAAGAUGCUGGAAGACUUUGACUCUGACUACGAUGUAGAGAGUCGACGGAGUCAUCGUAGCUUACCUCACAAAAAGCGGAUUCCUCGCAAACUCAAGGCACCUCCGGCUCGCAACAUUCAUGCAAAAUGCUACAAGUGUAACAAAUGCGGGGAAACAUUCAACAGCCAGGCUGCGUUCUCUGUUCACAGGACCACUCACUCGACUCCUGGCAACACCAAACGACCUGUGUUUGCAUGUGAACUGUGCAACAAGCAGUUUCCGACACAACUCAAAUUCUUUGAACACCUGAAAGUCCAUUACGAGCCUGGAAGUAAUAAGGAGCUUCAUUUUCACUCAAGACACCCGACUGAUAGCCAAAGUGGAUCAUCUCACACACCGACAAUACAAGACUCCUUCAGUAUCAAAACUGAGUUCCAGCCACAGGCGGGGAUUAAAGAUGAGAGUGGAAGUGGGGGAAUGUCGUGUGGAGUGUGUGGCAAGCAGUUCCGUAGACAGAAGGCUCUGGACAGUCACAUGAGUGUGUCACAUCCUCGGGAUAACGAGAUAGAGGAGUUCAGUGAGCCGGAGGACAUGAUGGAGGGCAUCCGACACGUCGUCAACAUCGGCAGUGGCGACGAGGAGCACGUGGAUGAUAAAAUCAGACAGUGGAGGUACAGUGAGCUGGGGAUGGAUCUGCAUGACGUGUGUCUGGUGUCUCCACCAGGAGAGGACGGCAACAGCAGUGGAGGCAGCAAGUCUACGUCACCUCGUGCCAAGACCCUGACAUGUCCUCACUGUGACCGCAGCUUCAACCACCGCAACUCUCUUCUAUACCACGUGCGGAGACACAGUGGCCAGCGACCUCACCAGUGUGACAUAUGUGGCAAGGGUUUCCUUGCUGCCAAUGCUCUCAAGGUCCAUAUGAGGCUGCACAGUGGAGACAAACCAUACAAAUGUGAGUUCUGCGAGAAAGUAUUCCGCCAAUGGGGAGACCUUAAAUAUCACUUGACAUCCCUACACUCCGACACUAAGCAGUUUCAGUGUGAAUACUGCGGAAAGGACUUUGCUAGAAAAUACUCUCUUAUUGUACACAGGCGGAUUCAUACUGGGGAAAAGAACUACACGUGUGAAUUCUGCAACAAAACAUUCAGGGCCAGCUCUUAUCUGCAGAACCAUAGGAGGAUACACACAGGUGAGAAGCCCCAUUCUUGUGACGUUUGCGGUAAGCCGUUCCGUGUCAAGUCAGACAUGAAACGACACCGAGCCACACAUUCUGGCGAGAAGAAGCCGAGGGAACGGCCCAACCACAGUACAAAUGCAGCUCAGCGUUUACUGGACGAUCACUUACAACAGGAGUUAUCAGAUGUGGAAGCAGAGACGAUUCUGCCAGACUGUAGUCCUCUGAAUCUCAACGUCCGCAGCAAUGACUCUGACGAGACUCUGGUGUACCGGGACUGCAUGGAGAGAGAGACAGUGUUUUUAUGGAUACCCAACUCUCAGUCUACAAUGAUGUCUGAUGAAUAGCACCAGGAGAGCAAGCAACAGGAACAAGUAUAAGUUGCUUUACUCAAAGCCUAUGUCUCCUUGACAGACGUCCUGUGCUUUUACUCCCAGGCUAGUUAGUACUUUGGCUGUACUACGAUGAAGGUGAUUGACUUCUGUAUAGUCAAUCAAUAUUCCCUCUAAAGGAGCAAUCCCAAAGUUGGAUUAGGAUGAAAGUAUCUCUGAAAGUGUGGUGUAGGCUAAAAUGUGGGAUUUUUAGAAAGACUCAACUUUUAUCAAAUUUCAUUGAGCUAAAACUCGUUGUGAAGGUGCAGUUGAGUCCCACUAAUAGGAACCAAACCCUGUUCGGAUCAACAAAAAUUUAUUUUUAGAUUAGGAUUUUUUUUGUUAUAAUUUUUUUUGUCCUAGGACGCUAGGCACAAGCCCCCACACUACUUCAGGCUAGACCUAGAGGUUGCAGCAUUAUCACUAGAUCAAAUCCAUUGGUGAUUUUUACGGGAUUUGAACCCAGGACCUCAAGGACCAAAGUCCCACGCUCUAACCACUAGACAAACUCGCUCCCCCCAGUUUUUUGUUAUGAUGCCAUCAAUUGGUUUUAUGAGAUAAAUUAAACAGAUAAAGGUGAGAAUUCAAGAAAAAAGAUUAUAUAUUCUACAAGACAGCUAUUUAAAUUGCACUGUUGUGUGACUUUGAUAGAAGGUAAAUUCCAUAGAGCCCCCUUUUCUGCCUAUACCUUAACCUACUUCAAUCAAAAUGUACAUUAUAGAGAAAGCAAGGGUAAUGACAGAAAACAGGGCUAAUGAGAGAAGCACGAAUUUGUAUCUCUUAAUCUAAUAGGAAGAAUAAAAAAAAUAAUGCAAAUAGUGGUUGGUCCAAAUCUGAACAAUUAAUCUGGAGGCGGAGGCUUAUGAUUUGCUUAAUUUCUGAAGGAAAAUCAUUCUAUUACCCCACAGACUUCUCUUAUUACCCCAAAUGGGGUCUGUAAUUUUAUUAUUUGCAAGUAUUCUGAAGUUUGUGGAGUAUCAAGAGAAACCUUAGACGAGCUUGAGAAAUUGAGACAAGCUCAGGAGGAAAAAAUUAUUAGAAAAUUUAAAUUUGUUAAAAAUUAAAUACUAAGCUGCUGUCAAAAUUUGUGUGGAAAAUUACACAAAUGAGGAUUUCUUGAAUGGUAAAAAUAUGCUAGAGUAAUACAUUUGUAUUACACUUAGAUUUUUUAUAUUUUUCUGUUAUUAGUUAUUACUCACUUUACCUAUUAAAAAACUACACAAUCAUUACUGAUUUCUGUUCAGAAAUGUUAAAAUUUUCUGUCUUAGUCCUGUAUGGAUUUUCUGGAUGUUUACAUAGUGGGAUCUGGAUUACUAGGACUGUGCUGUUUAUGUAAAAGAAAGGAGAUUGCAAAAAUAAAAAAUUCAAUUUGGUACUCGUUUGAUCACAAGUUUAGUGAUAGGUAUUUCUAUUAGGUUUGGGAAUAAGGGAGUCUAAUACUAUCAGCUGAGGGGAAACCAAAUGGUAGUUCAUCAUUAUCAGUAUCUCGACUUGUAUCUGUUUGAAAUGUGAACACCUUUUUUCACCCUAGUCCUUUUUGAUUGCAGACAAAUUAUCUUUUUGUAAUACAGUUUACUAAAUAAUGACAAAUAUUGAUGGUUAUUCUAUAUCUGAUUAAAAUAAAAUUAUUCAUUAUUCAAAACUAUUUAUAUUUAAUGUGGUGGCUAAUAUACAGGGUGUUCAAAAAAGGUGGGGACGUAUGAUUCCUUGGGUCAAAAUAAAGAGAAAAUAAAAAAAUCAAGUAUAAAAAAUCGCUUCGUUAACCAGAUAUCCACCAUUUUGUAUUUUUUUACGUAAACCUUUUAUCUUCAAAGUUUUAUUUAACUUUUUAAUUCCCUAUCAACACUACCCAGUUAAAAAAGAUUGAAUUAUAAAUUGCUGAAAUAUUAUGAUUUGUAGUUGUAAAAUGGGGUAGAAUAAGGCAGAACCUAGUCAUGUUUGCCCCAUUUUACAACUAAAAAUUGUAAUAUUUUUCAGCUAUUUCUUAUUCAAUCUUUUUGAAAAUGGUAUCGUCUGAUAGGGAAUUAAAAAUGCUAAAUAAAAGCGUUUUUGACAUUCUUUCCUAUUAUCAGCCAUUUUUGAGUAAUUUAAGUUAAAAAAUUUUAAAUGGCAGCCAUUUUGAAAUUUUAAGUUGAAUCAAAAUGAUUUUUUUUCUAACAUGGGUCUCUUCUACCUUAACAUACGUACCAAGUUUCAUAAAGAACAGUUAAAAAAUUUCGAAGAUAAAAAUGUUUAUGCAAAAAAUACAAAAUUGUGCAUAUCUGGUAAACGAAGCAAUUUUGAAAAAAAGGUUAUUCUUGAUAUUCUCUUUAUUUUGACCCAAGAAAUAGCUACGUAAAUUUUGUCCCCACCUUUUUUGAACACCCUGUAUUGUGUCUCAUAGAGGUUGUUAGUUUAAAAACAAUAUACCAGAUGAACUGAACAUCAUACAAGCUUGAAAUUCCACAGCUGCAACAACUGAAAAAUGAUAUAAUAUUGCAUUGUCAUCCAUUUGUAAGCUAUGUUUAAAGUUUCAAGUCUCUAGCACAUCGGGAAGUUGGUUUAAUAUCGAUUGCAACAUUUGUACCGAACAGACAAGAAAGCGAGCUAAUAAAAACAUUUUAGAAAUACAAAGGAUAUGUAUGUAAUAUCCACACCACUUUACUUAUGAAACUUGUUAUGGAUGUUGAUAGUUCUGAGACAAACUGAUAAAUAAAAUUGAUUAAAUAUGUGUAUUACAUCAUCUAUAAACAUUGUUUUAAUUUAUUGCUUUAUUAAUAACCAUGAAACGUGAUUGAUCCACUCAACUGGCUUUGACUGCCUUGAAAGCAAUCCUAAGAGUAUAGAGUUUCAAAUUUGUAGCGUUUUUCAUACGUCUGGUAUAUAAUUCCAAAAUAGAAAGCUCUCCAUAGGACACCCUGAAUUACCUAAAUUUAAAACCAUCUCACCUCAUCUCAAUUAUGAGGUUUUAAUGGAUUCCCAAUUCCCACAUGAUGCCUUGAGUUUGCUGUAGACAAUGUUAAAUUAAUACUAAAACUCCCAUACUCAAAUCUUUGGGCUGAUAUGUUAUUUUUUAACACAAAAACAAAGUACAAUGCAAUUUUUUAAAUAAGAAUUGUAAAUUGUAAUACUUUAAUAACUCCUUUGUGCUAUUUUGUUCCAUUGUGUUGAGUAAUUGGUAAUUGGUGCAAAAAAUUGGAUUUUUAGUUUUUAAAGAUGUAUAGUAUUGGAUUAAAAGUGUUGUAAGGAAAUAAGCUAACUUAGACUGAAAUGUUUUACUAAUAUUUUAAGAGUUGUUUUUUGUUUUUAUUGUUCUGUUAUGUAUGUAUAGCUUUUAGUAUUACAAAACCAAGAUUUAUCUAUUUAUUUUAUUGUUCUUUUUAGUAUCUGUUUUAGAUCGAUUUGUAUUGCAAAACUAUUUAUGCUUUUAAACCUUGUUUCAAAUAAAACCUGGUUAUUGCCUUUCGAGAACAGUAGACUCACAUAUAUAUCCACAAGUGGAUUAACCACAAUCAUAAAAAUCUAAAAUAAAAAAUAUACUACGCAAGUUAAAUAAUAAGUACGUUGUAUGGUGACAUCCAAGAUAUUUUGCGUGAGGUGGGCCUGUAGCUUGGUUUUUACUUCACUGACUACCGGGGAGUCGCUGAAUACAUCUAAUAAGAUAAGUUACAUUUUGUGUGUUUUAAUUUUUGUCAUUACUAAGCUUAUACAUAGGCUCUCCAAUUUUAUUUUUUCAAUUAUGCUUCUGUGAAACAAAGCUCAAAAGAUUCUACACUAAAUUUAAAAUGUAUCACAUUACUUAAAUCGGUAUUGAAGGUUAACUAUGCAUUCAAAGUCAAUGUUAGUUAUUCUCAUUGCUUUUUUGGUUAGGUUUGCAUCAUCCAUGAUUUUGAUUAUCCACAAUCCCUCAGCCGUAGUUAUUGCGGAUAAUGGGGAGUCUACUGUACACAUAAUCUUUUAACAUUUAUUUUGAUAGACGUCAGUCAAUAUGAGAAGGAGAAAAAAUGUAUGUAUUAGUAGGCAUUGUCCUUGUAGAAAUAUUAAUUCCUCAAUAGAAUUUACUAUAGAUAUAUUGUGAUUUGACUUAAAUUAUGUUGGAAUUCAUUGGUACAAAAUUGUACUUAUUUACAUAUUUAUUGUAAACAACUCAUGUAAAAAUGUACAGAAAUAUUACUACAAAUUAGAGCAUGGUUUUUACUAAGCACAUUAAGUAGGAAAUUUAAUUGUAUGAAAAUACAACCUAAUGCUUUAAUUAGGAUUAAUAAAAGAUUGUAAAUUAGUAGGUAAAAUGUAUUUGGCAAAGAAACCAUUCUAAAGCUUUCCUAUUUCCUCAAUGUGUGGAUUCUUUAUAUAAAUAUAUCUUCUAAGGUUAAUAUACAUAAUAGUAGGAAGGUGUUUUAGCCUCCCCGUAUGCCUGUAUUGUAUUAUAUUUUGUAUUGUAAAAAAUAAAUAAAAACUGCAGUACAACUGCAGAUAUAUAAAUUAA